AUGUCAAACAUGGAACAAACUCCAACUGAGAGAGUUAUAUCCGAGAUCGCUAGAAAAGGACAGCCGUACAAAGAGAUCGAAGCUGUCAUCAAUGAUAAUCGUGUCAUCAUCAGGAUGCACAAGGAGUCAGUCAAGGAAGAAUACGAUCCUCCAUGCGAAUGCAUCGACCAGGUAGGCGUAAAAAAAUCCACGUCGGGCUUAAAAAAAUGCGAUGACGGCGUCGUGUUUGACAUGGCCAACGGAAGUUUGGAGCUCUGUCGUACUUCUCGGGAAGAUGCGUCGUUGAUGAAGAAAAUCUGCGAUCGAGAAGAUACGGGAUGUCGUACGCUCACAUUGUAUCCGAAUAUAAAAGAAGACGAUGAUAUUGGAAAAAUUUCUGCGGUUUCUCAUCUGGAGAAAGUUAGAAAGAACUCGAAAGUGAAAAGACUAAUUGAUCUGGAAGAGAAUCCAAAUAUAUUCUUAUUGAGAGUCAGAAAGCACUGCGAUGGUGGCGAUAAAAAGCAGAAAAUCGAUCUUGAAUUCCGGGCACCGAGACCUUGGCUACCCAAGAACGAUAAGAAGAAGAAACUUCUCGCAGACUCUGAAAAGUUAGAGGAAUAUGAAGAUAAAGCUGAAGAAAGCAAUUUUGACGAGCAGUCUUAUAUUGAACAAGCAUAG
Camponotus floridanus (Florida carpenter ant) is the source of this 657-nucleotide messenger RNA. RefSeq lists its product as uncharacterized. The transcript has a single exon. The record is from RefSeq and is a predicted model, not a curated record. Bases 1 to 657 code for a protein of 218 amino acids. Lineage: Eukaryota; Metazoa; Arthropoda; Insecta; Hymenoptera; Formicidae.